Cheilinus undulatus (humphead wrasse) is the source of this 6332-nucleotide messenger RNA. RefSeq names its product ArfGAP with GTPase domain, ankyrin repeat and PH domain 1 (gene agap1). Gene Ontology annotation, molecular function: protein binding; GTPase activator activity; GTP binding. Gene Ontology annotation, cellular component: nucleus. The transcript has 19 exons. The coding region runs from base 573 to 4124 and encodes 1183 amino acids. NCBI's taxonomy places the organism in Eukaryota, Metazoa, Chordata, Actinopteri, Labriformes, Labridae. The record is from RefSeq and is a predicted model, not a curated record.
GUGGAGGAGGAAUGGAGAGAGAGAGGCGAUCCUGCUGCGUCUGUCAGGGAGGUUAGACCGGCUUAGAUCAGAUCUGAGUCCUCUGCUCUGAGCUCUCAGAUAUUUGAUUCACUAUUGAAGACUGUCCCAGGACCAGGAGGAGGAGGAGGCUGCCUGCGCUGCUCUGCGGGGGAUGUGAGCACACAAUGGGAGCAGGACGCGGCGGAGGAGGAACGUUGGCCCCUGAUGGAGGCUCAGAGAGACCAGGACCAGGAGCUGUCAGAGAAACGCUCUUUCUGCCCAGACUGUGAGGAGGUUUCGCUCCGGGGCUCGCCUCAAACGGGGAGCUGCUGUGAACCCGGGCAGAGGAGGGCAGGAGCCGCCUGCUCGCUGCACUGAGAGCCGGUUGGAAUCCUCCGGGAUGAAGGUGGAAUGUACUUCCUGCUGUUUGCACAUCUGGAUGAAGGAGAGCUUUUGAGGAGUUUGGAGCUGAAGUCCUGUUUUUAGAUGAAUCUGAGAAAAACUACGACCCCGUUUUAGGAUUUCUGUGGAGUGUAAGGUUGCCCUGACACUGACGGAGCGUUCUUUCUGGGAUGUACCUUCUGGACAGCAGCGUCUCUGACAGGAUGGAGCGGGGGACGCCUCAGAGGAAGACGGUCUACAGGAUCUCCCUCACGCUGGUGAAGAGGGAGAGUUUGGACAAAGACGACGGAGGCCUGGGCCCCCGGCGGGCUGAGAACCCCAAGCUGAGCGCCUUCAGGAAGGAGGGCUCAGUGGAGGUACAGCACGGCGGUCUGGAGCAGCUGAAGGAGGUGGAGGACGAGGCGGAGGAGUUCUCCUCUCACGGCCUCAUGAGGAACUUCAGGACCUUCAGCACGGGACAGCUGGAGCUGGGACGCCUCAAACUGUGCAGGAAGCAAAAAGCAAGCAGCCCUGUCGCGGAGAAAACACCGGCUCAGAGUCCAGGAGAGCGCCUAGAGGACUUGGUCAUGGCGGUGCAGAACGGCGGCUUGGAGAAGAAGAAGAAACUGCUGAAGGCCAAGAGUGUGGAGGAGAGGAGCAGUGAGCCUCCUCUGAACGGAGACGCCAAAAUGUCUCACUCUAAAAGUAACGGGAAAGCGUCCAAAGCGACCUCCCCGGAGACGCCGCCACUGAAGCGGCCCCCUGGGCUGCUGCGCCGUAGCUUCAGCUUCAGACACUGGAGCGGCGGCGAGCUGCUGCGCCUGAGAGCACUCUCCAAAGACAAACACCACAACAGCUCCGGCUGCAUCGGACAGGACGACGGCGCCAAGAAGGACGCCGAGGCUCCCGCCGACCCCCCAGCCUCCCGCCUCGCCGACCCCACCCGGGUGAAGAGCAGGACCCUGGAGGUGGGCGCUGUCCUCAAUAAGACCGACUCCAUGUCGGAGCUGAGCCGCUGGGAGAGGGCGCGAGGGAGCAAAAACCGGACCCUGGACAACAGCGACCUCCUGAGGCUGGCGGCCGAGAAGGACGCAGCGGGAGGGGGCUUCCUGCUGAGGGGAGGGGGCGGGCGCUCCAGCGAUAGGCGUCUGGUUCGGUUCUUUAGCGGGAUCUUCUCCAGGAGGGACGGGGGGUCCACUUCAAGUCCGGUGGGGAGUCCGAGCACGGAGCGGUCACUGAGACGCAGCAGGAGGGCGAUGCUGUCUCAGUCCAGCACCGAGAGCAUGAACGGAGGGAGCGCGGAAGAUGCGUUUGUGAACAGUCAGGAGUGGACGCUGAGUCGGACCGUACCCGAGCUGAAAGUGGGCAUUGUGGGUAAUCUUGCCAGUGGUAAGUCGGCGUUGGUGCACAGAUAUCUGACAGGAACCUACGUCCAGGAGGAGUCGCCAGAAGCUGACGUGGAUGCAGGCGGCCGUUUUAAGAAGGAGAUCGUGGUCGACGGUCAGAGUCACCUGCUGCUCAUCAGGGAUGAAGGGGGCCCCCCGGAGGCUCAGUUUGCGCUCUGGGUGGACGCCGUCAUCUUCGUCUUCAGUCUGGAGGACGAGAUCAGCUUCCAGACCGUCUAUCACUACUUCAGCCGCCUCGCCAACUUCAGGAACACGGCCGACCUGCCGCUGGUGCUCGUCGGCACGCAAGACGCCAUCAGCUCUGCAAACCCUCGAGUGAUCGACGACAGCCGGGCCAGAAAACUCUCCAACGACCUCAAACGCUGCACCUACUAUGAAACCUGCGCCACCUACGGCCUCAACGUGGAGCGGGUCUUCCAGGACGUCGCUCAGAAGAUUGUGGCGACCAGGAAGAAGCAGCAGCUUUCCAUCGGGCCAUGCAAGUCGCUCCCCAACUCACCGAGUCACUCGUCUGUGUGCGCCACACAGGUGUCCGCCGUCCACAUCAGCCAGACAAGUAACGGCGGCGGGAGUCUGAGCGACUACUCGUCAUCGGUUCCGUCCACGCCAAGCACGAGCCAGAAGGAGCUCCGCAUCGACGUCCCACAGACGACCAACACACCCACGCCUGUCAGGAAGCAGUCCAAACGCCGCUCCAACCUCUUCACCUCGAGGAAGGCCAACGAGACGGACAAGGACAAGAAGGGCCUGGAGGCUCGAGCCGACAGCAUCGGCAGCGGGCGAGCCAUCCCCAUCAAACAGGGCAUGCUGCUGAAGAGGAGUGGAAAAUCCCUCAACAAGGAGUGGAAGAAGAAGUACGUGACGCUGUGUGACAACGGACUGCUCACCUACCACCCCAGCCUGCAUGACUACAUGCAGAACGUCCAUGGGAAGGAGAUCGACCUGCUGAGGACGACGGUGAAGGUACCUGGGAAGAGGCCGCCUCGCGCCGUGUCCACCUGUGCUGCCGUGCCGAGUCCCAAAACCAACGGGCUGACCAAGGACAUGAGCAACCUGCAGCUAGGACAGAAUCAAGGCUCAGUGUCCAGCAGCUCGUCGGUAUCUCAGAUGGCGAGCGGCGUCAGCUUGGUGUCCUUUAACAGCCGCGGUCUGGAGGGGAUGCACCAGCGCUCUUACUCCGUCUCCAGCGCCGACCAGUGGACCGACGCCACCGUCAUUGCCAACUCAGGAGUCAGCACGGAUACUGGUCUAGGAGACUCUGUGUGUUCCAGUCCCAGUAUUUCCAGCACCACCAGUCCAAAGAUGGAGCCUCCGCCGUCGCCGCACGCCAACCGAAAGAAGCACCGCAGGAAGAAGAGCACGAGCAACUUCAAAGCCGACGGCCUCUCUGGUACUGCGGAAGAACAAGAGGAGAACUUUGAGUUCACCAUCGUGUCUCUGACGGGGCAGACGUGGCACUUCGAGGCCACGUCGUACGAAGAGCGAGACGCCUGGGUGCAGGUCAUCGAGAGCCAGAUCCUCGCCAGCCUGCAGUCCUGUGAGAGCAGCAAGAACAAGUCUCGUCUGACGAGUCAAACGGAGGCCAUGGCGCUGCAGUCCAUCAGGAGUAUCAGAGGAAACGGUCGCUGUGCCGACUGUGAGGCUCAGAACCCGGACUGGGCGAGUCUGAACCUGGGGGCUCUGAUCUGCAUCGAGUGUUCGGGGAUCCACAGGAACCUGGGGACUCACCUGUCCCGCGUCCGCUCCCUGGACCUGGACGAGUGGCCGCUGGAGCUCAUCAGGGUCAUGUCGGCCAUCGGCAACGAGCUCGCCAACAGCGUGUGGGAGGUCAACGCUCAGGGACGCCUCAAACCGGGACCGGACGCCAGCAGGGAGGAGCGUGAGCGUUGGAUCCGGGCGAAGUACGAGCAGCGUCUGUUCCUGGCGUCUCUCCCGGGCACUGAUCUGUCUCUGGGUCAGCAGCUGCUGAGGGCCACAGCCGAGGAGGACCUGCGCUCCGUCGUCCUGCUGCUCGCUCACGGAUCCAGGCAGCAGGUCAACGAGACGUGUGGCGAGGGAGACGGACGCAACGCCCUGCACCUCGCCAGCCGCAAGGGCAACGUGGUGAUCACGCAGCUACUUAUCUGGUACGGCGUGGACCUGAUGGCGAGGGACGCCCACGGUAAUAGUGCAAUGGCGUACGCUCGCCAGGCCAACAGUCAGGAGUGCGUGGAUGUGCUGGCUCAGUACGGCUGCCCCGACGAGCGCUACCCCCUCAUGGCCACGCCCAACCUGUCACGCCGCAACACUAACCGCAACAACAGCUGCAGCAGCGCCGGGAGCGCCGCUCUCAUAUGACCGCCAUUUUGAUCAUGUGACUCUUUAGGAAAAACAUGGGAGAAUCCUGAACGCUCAUUUAGGGAACCACUUCCUGUUCUGACUCUUAACCCCACUCACCUCACCUGAAAGACUGGUCACAGGUCAAUGGGGAGAAAGAGACGAAGGCAUGAUGGGAGACGUGGUCCACAAUCAACAGAAGUGCAUCCUGGGAAAUAAUCACAUGACUGAUGCCGGCCAAUAACGGCCGGACUGCAGCUCUUUGGACGCCAUACCUCAUCACAUGACUUUAGUAGAACACUACGAGACCAUUUCCUGUUCACGCCAUCGAGUCAGAAACACGCCGCUGACUCGAGCGGCAUCAUCACCCUACAGCCAAUCAGCAUCCUCCAAACAUAUCACAGCCUUUCUGAAAACGAAGAGACAAAAAUAUCACGCCCCACAGCUUCAGUGUUUCACCUCCUCUCACCUUUUAUUUUGAAAAUCUCUCCUGCCUUCACACGUUUUCUUUUUAAUAUGAAAAUUUGGAUGUAAAACUUUAAAUAUCAGAUGAGUUGUUAGCGGUAAACAGAAGUGUGAUAGAUCGCAUGUCCUAGACACCUUUUUAUCUUUAAUUUAAGGCAUCAUGUUCUGGAUCGUGUGUAUUAUAUCUCGAUGUGCAUUGCUGGACCAAUCAUGAGUGUCGACACAGGGAGGGGGAGGGGCUUUUGUUAAUAUUCAGGUGUAAAAAGUCAAAGCGUGUACAGAAGCUCUUAACAGGCUCAGGGACUGGAGACUGUCCAUCACAAACCCUGUCGUCUUUUCCUGAAAUCCUUAAAGCAGGUCGAUGGGUUUAAGAUGUUUCUGCUGCGGUUGGCUCAGGAGUUAACUGUACGUAGAGGGAGAUAAGGCUGGCUACAUGUCAGAUGAUUUUCAGCACGAUUGUUGGCCUGAUUUACCUCCCUACAGUCAGGGGACCAUGGCCUCUCUCAGUCGAUUAUUUCUCUAAAUUAUCGUUGACUGGUCGGUGUUAAUCUGAUCAUUUUUCUGCUCCUGAUUGACUUAAACAUGCUAGAUAUUUACAAUUCCAGAUCGGCCUUCGACUGAAUUCCUGCAAAAGCCAGUGAAACAAAACGUGAAAUUCUCAAACCAGGCUGGAGGGUUUAUGCUUUUUAUAAGACGGUUGAUUCAAGGGUUAAACAUGUUAAGAGGAAGGUAAGGCUGGCCACACAUGAGAUGAUUUUAAGCCCUAUUUUGGGCCGAUUUGCCUCUUAGUGAUCAGGAAAUCAUCGCUUGAUUCAAGCCUUGUCAAAGCUAUUAAUUUGUCUGAAUUAUCCUCAAGUUUGAUGUCAAUAUGAUUAUUUUUCUGCUUAAGAUCAGCUCAGUCAUGUUCGAUAUUUCAAAUUCCAGAUCGGGCCGCCUCUGACUGAACACCCGAGACAAAACAGAAUGGGAAGUGUCCUGGUCUGAGUAUUUUAAAGCCAAUGGAUUUUUUAUUUGAAAUAGGAAAUCCACAAUCCAGAUUCAAGCUGUUUCCCGAGAAAAAGGGGAAAACAAAACAUGUUUUAGAAAAAAAUCUUUCAGGCAGUUUUUAACAAAUUGGGAAUGAAAAACUUUUCUUUUUUUUUUUUUUUUCAGGAAUAAAUGAAAAAACGUACAUGUUGUUCAUCAAAGACUGGAACACUGAUGAUGUAGUAUUCUUUUAUCUAUAUAGAUACCUCAUGCAGGUGUUGUCAAAAAAGAAUGUUACAUCACCAGUGUUCUGUUUUUUGAUCUUCUUUUUCUCAAACGUUUAAAAAAAACAAAAAAACAUUUAUUCUGGAAAACAAAAAAAAUAGAAACAUAAACGGUUGGGUUUUUUUUUUUGUUGUUGUUGUUUUGUUUCUGUUUCUGUGAGCGUCCUGAACUUUGCUAAGGUCAGAGGUUAUUAUAGUUUACUAAAACUAACUGGAUAACUAAACCUAAAAUUCAAAAAUCAUUUUAGUUAACUGAAACAAAAAAUAAGCUUAACCAAAAAAACGAAAACUAACUUAAACUGUAUAGUGCACUUACAAAACUAACUUAAAUAAAACAAAAAUGGAGACAAAAUAUUCUUAGUGUUAGUCUUUGACACAGCCAGACUGACUGCCACUGAAACAGAAGUCUGGGGAGAGUAAAAUGGCCUGAUAUGAUUGGUUAAGACUUCACAAAGUGGUAGUUUUAUGUCUGGAGUUGUAUUCAAACAUAAUCAUUAAAUAAAUAAAAUGAUGA